ACCACCAUACCGUAAUAAAAGUCAGGCCUAUAUGUAUGUUUGUAUCGAUGUGUAUCGAACAGAUCUGUGGGUAGUCUAUUGUAAAAAUCUUGUCAGAUCCUCCCCCAUCCCCGCCAACUACCUAGCAAGUCUCACAACUUGUGACCAAGUAUAACAUCUAUAUCUUUGAAAUGGUUUGUAGCGAUUGUACGGUCGUUCCCGCUGGUUAAAUUAUCUGAAAUAGACUAUAAUCAGGUCUGGGCGAAAACGAGGCAACAUGAGGUAAACAAAAACUGAGAGUUCCGCUCACGUGAUGUAACCAGCUGUCAGUCUUUGGAAAGUAUUAAGGCGAUUAUGGCUGCUAAGCAAGGCAAGGCAGAUGUACAGAGGGUGCUGGUGGAUUUGAAAACACUGCCCGAUAUCUCUGUUCUCAAAGACAACGUGCAGGCUAUCGUGGACAGGAGCUCAUGGUGGGAAGUGUACGGCGUGGACUGGGUGGUUGUCGGUGUGGCGUUGUUGUCAUUACCAUGUGCCCUGCUAUUGCUCGCUCAGUUUGCCGUACUCCCGUUCGUUCUCGGGAUGUUUAUAUACGGGUGCAUCCACGCUGUCCUGUCGACGAAAGCCGGUCAUUCAGCUGCCCACGGUGCCGUGGUCCGCUCGCCGAAGUGGAAUAAAUUCUGGUCGCACGUGUUUGUCGAGCUGAUUGGAUCGUUCUCGGCAAACCUUGGUUAUAGCAUCCACGUUAUCGGGCAUCAUACCCACACCAACAUAAUCGGGCUGGGGGACUCGUCCAUGUGGAAGGCACCAUUCCUUCCCCGCUAUGUCUACAUGUUCGUAGCCCCUCUUCUUGUGCCAGCUUUAACACCGUUAUUUGCCCUGUUCCAGUUUAGAGAGCUUGGUUUCAGGAAAGCCUUCGCUAGCCUUCUUGUGAUAACAGCUGGGCUUGCCAUAAACUUUUCUUUGCUGAUGCACGUGUCUGGGUUCACCCUAUUGGGAGCCGUGCUCGUGACGUUUAGCAGCAGGGCGUUUCUAGCCAUCCCUUACAUUCACGUUAACAUUUUCCAACAUAUUGGCUUGACCAUGUUUUCCCAGGACAGCAAGCCGAAAAGAAUAUAUCAGAUGUCAACAGGCGUUCUGAACCUGCCCCGUAACUUGGUUCUGGACUGGUGUUUUGGGCAUUCUAUUAUUAGCUGUCACGUGGAGCAUCACCUUUUCCCUAAGCUGUCUGAUAACAUGUGCCUUAAGGUGAAGCCAGUAGUCCGACAAUUUCUAUUGCAGCACGGCCUGCCUUACAACGAGAAGACCUACUGGGACCGACUUAAGCUAUUUAUUAACAAAUAUGAGGACUUGAUGGUGCACGCCCCACCCAUCACACAUUUUAUUGGCAUACAGUAAAACAGAAAAAAAGACCCUGGCUCAGACCUUUUUUUUUUUGGAUACCGGUGUCAGUUUUAUCUUUCACUUUUCUGUUGUGCCUUUGCGGAUAUACACUUACCUACACAGUAAUUACCUAAGGUGCUGCGUGAAAAAAGCCCUUUGCCUGACUUUUUUGUGCCAUUUUGGAUGUACAUAUGUACGUGUAAAACUAUUACCGAACACAGCGGUCCAUCAUGACGUUGUUACAGGUGGUGGUUGAAGGAAGGACUGAUGUGAUAAUACUGAAAACUGGCAGAUACAAUAUAUACCCUCUAAGCCCAUCACGUUACCUUUUUGAUCUAACCACGUUAUUGCGGCGUACAUGUAUGUAUCAAUUUAUAAAAAAUAAAGUUGUGGAAAUACGUUUGCAUUUCAUGAAACUUAUUGAUUGUAAAUCCUUCCACGGCCAAGUCUCGCGUGCAAAUAUUACGGAAUUUCCAGGAUUUAUGCAAGCACGUGUUUCAAUAUUUCUCCCUUUAUAAGUUAUGUGAUAAAAAUGUCACCAAUGCAACUUUAAUGACUACUUUAAUUUUAUAUAUCGUGUUACUCUGUAUCCAUAGAUAUUUCAUUGUAGAAUUGUUUAAAUUUUGCCUUUCUUUUCUACAUAUACACAUCAUUUGUCCUGAGUAGAUUAUAUAUGGAUAAUACGUGUAUACCUGUCGUCAGUAAACCACACUGAGCGCUUACCUUAUGUAAACAUAACUAUACAUCUAAAUAUAUACAAUGUUUUUUGUUUUAA
This is a messenger RNA of Liolophura sinensis, 2134 nucleotides long. RefSeq names its product fatty acid desaturase 6-like. The transcript has a single exon. Lineage: Eukaryota; Metazoa; Mollusca; Polyplacophora; Chitonida; Chitonidae. Gene Ontology annotation, biological process: lipid metabolic process. The record is from RefSeq and is a predicted model, not a curated record. Gene Ontology annotation, cellular component: membrane. The coding region runs from base 334 to 1374 and encodes 346 amino acids. Gene Ontology annotation, molecular function: oxidoreductase activity, acting on paired donors, with oxidation of a pair of donors resulting in the reduction of molecular oxygen to two molecules of water.